Seriola dumerili (greater amberjack) is the source of this 3028-nucleotide messenger RNA. It is a transcript of the gene eif4ba, whose product is annotated as eukaryotic translation initiation factor 4B. Gene Ontology annotation, molecular function: RNA binding. Bases 62 to 2029 code for a protein of 655 amino acids. The record is from RefSeq and is a predicted model, not a curated record. The transcript has 15 exons. NCBI's taxonomy places the organism in Eukaryota, Metazoa, Chordata, Actinopteri, Carangiformes, Carangidae.
GCCCCCGAUAAUAAACCUCUGACGCCUUCAUCCGGGAACUACUACGAACUCGCUCUCCAACAUGGCGGCGUCAGGUAAGAAGAAGAAUAAGAAGGGGAAGACCCUCACUCUGACUGACUUCUUGGCAGAGGACAGUGGAGGAAGCGGCGUGGCCCCCAGCUACCCGACCAAGUCCACUAGCUGGGCCGAUGAGACUGACGACCUGGACGGAGAUGUCUCGACUUCGUGGCACACGGAGGAGGAUACGUACCGGGCACCGCCCAUUGACCGCUCCAUCCUGCCCACAGCACCUCGCUCAGCCCGUGAACCCAAUAUCGACCGUUCCCGACUGCCCCGCAGCCCGCCGUACACGGCCUUCCUGGGCAACCUGCCCUAUGAAGUCACUGAAGAAUCAAUCAAAGAUUUCUUCCGCGGCUUGGCAAUCAGUGCAGUGCGCCUGCCUCGAGAGCCCAGUAACCCAGAGAGGCUGAAGGGCUUUGGCUAUGCUGAAUUUGACGAUGUGGACUCCCUCUUGAGGGCCCUCAGUCUCAAUGAGGAGAACUUGGGGAACCGAAGGAUCCGUGUGGAUAUUGCAGACCAGUCUAAUGAUAAAGAGAGAGACAGUGGGCUUAUGGGAGGACGAGACAGGGGUGGACGGAUGGCGGACAUGGGCCCUGACAAGACAGACAGUGACUGGAGAGCUCGGCCAAGUGCAGACAACGAUGAUGGACCUCCCAGGAGAGAUGAUGCCUUUGGAGAGAGAUCACGGGACCGCUACGAGUCAGAUCGUUACAGAGAUGGGCCACGGCGCGACAGUGAUCGUUAUGAUAGUGGAAGAGACCGCUACCGGGAUCGCUAUGAUGACAGGGACCGCAGAGACUACGACAGAGGAGGUUUUGACUCUCGUGGUGGUGGAGGAGGUCGUCGUGCCUUUGGCAGUGGCUUCCGCCGUGAUUAUGAUGACAGUCGGGGUAGCAGUGAUCGUUAUGGGGACAGGGAUCGUUAUGGCGACCGUGAAGACCGGUAUGAGAGACGGGAUGAUAGGCGUGAGGAGAGAGCUCCUCAGCAGAGACCCAAGCUGAACCUAAAACCCCGUAGUGUGCCCAAGGAGGAGGAAGGUAGUGGCGGUGGCGGAGGUGGCGGCGGCGGAGGCGGCGGCAGUGGGGGCGGCGGCAGCGGCAGCAGUGGUGGUGGUACUUCCCCCGCUGCAGCUCCAAGUUCCAGCAGCAGGGCCUCAUCCAUCUUUGGUGGGGCCAAGCCUGUUGACACAGCAGCCAAGGAGAGGGAGGUAGAGGAGAGGCUGAAGAAGGAGGAAGAGAGACUGCAGAGGCAGCUGGAGGAAGACAAAGGCCGGGGACCCGACAGAAAGAUGCGAGACAGGGACCCAAGCUGGCGCAAUGAGGAAUCUCAUACUGAGCGAUCUCGCACAGGAAGUGAGUCCUCACAGCAAGGAAGCACUUCUGGAAGGGGGUCCCGGUGUCGAGAUAACGAGCGCUCCGGGGAGAAUGAGGUUUUCAGUGGGAGAGAAGGUGACCCUUCCUCCCCUGGGCCAUCCUCACGCCCACCCUCUACCAGCUCCUCCAAGGAGCCACUUAAGGUGAUGCCUGCCCCUCCUCCCAAGGAGAACGCCUGGGCCAAGAGAAGUGCAGUCAGUACAGGCUCUAGUGAGGGUGAUGGACGAGCUCCAGUCUCUCCUGUCUCCCCAAGUGGUUCAGCUCCUCCCAAGUUCAGCUCCUCAAGCUCUGCAGAUGAAAGAGGAUCUGGAAAGGAUGAGAACAAGGCUGACGGUGUGCGUCGGGACCGGGGUCCCCCACGGGCACGAGGGGGGCCUGCAGGGCCUGGAGCAGGGCGGGGCCGAGGAGAGGGGCCCAACAGAGACCGAAGAAAGGAGGCAGACAGAAAGGAUAACAGAAGAGACCGAGACUCCAGACCACCUCCAGAGCCAAAGAAAUACGAAGAAUCCCCAACCCCCAAGUUCAGCUCAGCCAGUAAGUACGCCGCUUUGCUAAUGGACGGAGACCAAGGAGACGACGCUGAGGACGUCGAAUAGAGAGAGAAAAUAACGAUACAAGGCCAGGAAACGCAAGAAGAGGAGAAAACGAUGAAUGCAGAAAAAAAAAAUAAUCUCACAUAGUCUAUGAAAAAUCUUCUCACAUGGAAGAGGCUCCUGGGAGGACAUCACUCCCUCCCUCCUUUCCUCCUAUAAACCUGUCCUUUACUUUCAAAACCUCCCACCCACCUAUCCUCCCUGCCUCCCACCAACCCCCUCCCUCCCUUCCCCGGACCCUCCCCGCCCCACCUUCAGGACUUUUCAGGUUCUAAAGAAUAGUCACAUACUGGACUUGUUUUAAAUGGGAAAAAAGGAGUAGCUGACACAUGGAAAAUGAUGGAUAACAUUGAAUUAAUUGUAAUAAAUAAAUGGAAAAAGUGGGGAAAAAAUGAAUUUGUAUAUUUGUGGAUCACAGACGGGGUAAGGUUGGAGCUUAUAACAGACUAAGACUCACUAAGUGGAACCUUUUUUAUUUUUAAGUUUUAUCAGUUUUUGACAUUGACUUGCAUAAUCCCUAGAUUUCACUUGCAUAAUCCCUAGAUUAAACUAUUCAUCAUAAAGCCUUUUUAUUAAUUACUAAAUAAUUAGUUAUAAAAAAAAAAAUCAAUCUCUUGGCAAAUUUAUUCAUGAAAAUUACUCAAGAAAAUCAUGUCUUCCAGUACUAACAAUCAUGAACGUUGAGAUUUGGCUACUAAUUUAAAACCUUUUAUUCAAUCAUGUAUGCACCAUUCAACAAGUCAUUGAUUGAAUUUGUUCCAAACUGAACUGAUUGCAGAGAGUGUUACAAGAGAGGACUGUGUAAUUCAUAGACUACAGUGUUGCAGGACUGAUUUGUAUGUCAAGACUGAAUGGGAAGCAGCGGCUAUGCGAUCCUCACUCUGAGAAUCAAAUCAAGUGCCAUUACUAUUAUCCCCAAUCACUGUACAGAUGUCUCUCUAUUUCUACACCUUCUGAUGAAAUAAUCACAUCCAUUAAAGGCUCAUAAUGGUCUCAUGUCCA